Messenger RNA from Castor canadensis (American beaver), 1710 nucleotides. RefSeq names its product junctional adhesion molecule 3 (gene Jam3). Gene Ontology annotation, biological process: cell-cell adhesion; cell migration. Gene Ontology annotation, molecular function: integrin binding; cell-cell adhesion mediator activity; protein homodimerization activity. The record is from RefSeq and is a predicted model, not a curated record. Gene Ontology annotation, cellular component: plasma membrane; cell-cell contact zone; protein complex involved in cell adhesion. NCBI's taxonomy places the organism in Eukaryota, Metazoa, Chordata, Mammalia, Rodentia, Castoridae.
AUGGUACCGGCUCAGCCCGGCCACGUGGUCGCUAUGGUAACUGGAGUGGGUCACCGGGUCCUGGUAGGCUGGGCGCAUGCGCGGGCUGGUGAGCGGCGCGGAGCGCUGGCGGGCCCCUCAGUUACCCUAGACAUGGCGCUGAGGCGACGGCAAGCGCUGCGGGUCUGUGCCCGGCUACCCGACCUUUUCCUGCUGCUGCUUUUUCGGGGCUGCUUGAUAGGGGCAGUGAAUCUCAAAUCCAGCAAUCGAAACCCAGUGGUACAAGAAUUUGAAAGUGUGGAACUGUCUUGUAUCAUUACGGACUCACAGACAAAUGACCCCAGGAUUGAGUGGAAGAAAAUCCAAGAUGAACAAACAACAUAUGUGUUUUUUGACAAUAAGAUUCAAGGGGAUCUGGCGGGUCGUGCAGAACUGUUGGGGAAAACUUCCCUGAAGAUCUGGAAUGUGACACGAACAGAUUCAGCCCUCUAUCGCUGUGAGGUUGUUGCUCGAAAUGACCGAAAAGAAAUUGAUGAGAUUACUAUUGAGUUAAUUGUGCAAGUGAAGCCAGUAACCCCUGUCUGCAGAGUACCGAAGGCUGUGCCUGUAGGCAAGACCGCAACACUCCAGUGCCAAGAGAGCGCGGGCUAUCCCCGGCCUCACUACAGCUGGUACCGCAACGAUGUGCCGCUGCCCACAGAUUCCAGGGCCAACCCCAGAUUUCGCAAUUCCUCUUUUCUCUUAAACUCUGAGACAGGCACUCUGGUUUUCAGUGCUGUUCACAAGGAGGACUCUGGGCAGUACUACUGCAUUGCUUCUAAUGAUGCAGGGUCAGCCAGGUGUGAGGAACAGGAGAUGGAAGUCUAUGACCUGAACAUUGCUGGAAUUAUUGGGGGGGUUCUGGUCGUCCUGGUCGUCCUGGCCCUGAUAACAUUAGGCAUCUGCUGUGCAUAUAGACGUGGCUACUUCAUCAACAGUAAACAGGAAGGAGAAAGUUACAAGAGCCCAGGGAAGCCUGAUGGAGUUAACUAUAUCAGGACGGAUGAGGAGGGCGACUUCAGACACAAGUCAUCGUUUAUGAUCUGAGACCUGGCUGUGUGGCUGAGUGAGCACACCCAAAUACCUCUACCAGAAGCUCCUGCCAGGGCAGCAGUGAGCCGCAUGCACUUGGACAGAGCUAGACACCGUGCAGAAGCUUAUUGUUCUGGCCAAAGUUGACCGCUACUCCUUUCUUACUCUUAACAAGCCACACAAAUAAAAGAAUCUUCAAGAUGGGCACAGGAACCACUGGGACAAGAAUCAGAAUGAGUUCAGUGAGUUGGGUCCUGUCUGUUGUAGGCCCAAUUUCCACAUGGGUAGUAGGGUGAUUUUAAAGGUUUUGGUGACAUCAGCUUUCCUGGGCUGGGCAGCAGCAGUGGCAGUGUGAGUGUAGCAAGAGCCUGGAGACAGCACACUAUGCCUGGCUCCAUAGGCCCUGGACCCCGCUGUGCUCUUUUCCUAAGGCUCUGGUGAUCAGUGUUGUAUCUGUCCUGGAGAAUCUUUUUCCAUCAGCAUUUUAUAAAAACCAAAAUCAGGAUGACGACUGUUUGCUACAAGAGGGCUGUUCUUACCCUAGGAACCCUUGCUUGCCCAAGAGGGUGUCGGGAUCUAAAGAAGAAAACCCUUGUCUUAGGCCAAGUCUGAAAUGGUACUAAAGUAUGCUUUUCUGUGGGUCUUGCUUAUUUUAUAAGA